This is a messenger RNA of Brassica rapa (field mustard), 5294 nucleotides long. RefSeq names its product protein CENTRORADIALIS-like. Gene Ontology annotation, cellular component: nucleus; cytoplasm. Gene Ontology annotation, biological process: negative regulation of flower development; vegetative to reproductive phase transition of meristem. NCBI's taxonomy places the organism in Eukaryota, Viridiplantae, Streptophyta, Magnoliopsida, Brassicales, Brassicaceae. The record is from RefSeq and is a predicted model, not a curated record.
UAAAUAAAUAUCUUAAUUUUGAAAUUUACUUUUAACAAUUUUUUUUUAAAAUAUUGACAAAUUAAUUUUUAAAAAUAUUAUAAAUUACAUAAAUUAUUAAUCCUACAAUGAUAAUUUUGUUAUUAGUAAUUUAAAUUUUUUGCUAUAACAUAUACAAAUGAUAAAAAAAACACGAGCAAAAAGCAUCAUUUAAUAAAUAUUAAUAUUAAAAUAUACUAUAUAUAUAUGUUACUAUCAUUUAAAUUUAAUUAUAUACCAUAUCAAAUAGAAAAAAAAUUCUUUUGGAUUAAUAAAAUUUAUUUAUAUGUUUGCACCAACUUAAUUAUAUAGGUAAUAGUUACUGACUUUUUAAUUAUUCAAUAUAUAUUUAUUAUUUCAUAAUAGGUUAGAAACAUAUAAUAUAUAAAAUAAUUUAUAUAUAUAACGAUCUUAACCUAGUGAAUAUUUAUUCCUGAAAUUGAAGUGACCUUUUUGUCAGCCUUUCCAUGUGUGGGAAGGCAUUGUGGUUUGUGGGUCGUUCUCGCCAACAUUAAAAUUUCCAAUUACGGUAAGUCUAAGAAUAAUAUUAGUUGUUGUAGGAUAUAUUCUUUGCAGUACAUCCACACAUCUAACAGAGAAUAUAUUGCUUUUCCUCACACUUCAAAUUUGAAACCUUUUUAAUUUUCUUAUUACCCUUAUUGCAAAAGGACGUUUCGAUUCAGAAACAGAAUAAUGACACUUGAAAUUUCUGUCUUUUUUUAAUCUUUCAGAUGGAGAAACACUGAACAACGAAAGAUGUGCUUUAUUGGUGGACACUGACACUUGAAAUAAAUAAGUUUUUUUUUUUUACACAUUUCCUGAAAUUUCCAGGAAUUAGUUCUAAACAAAACUUAGCCAAGAACCAAAUCAAUGUGUCAUCGUCCUCGAACACGGAAAAGUGAUAAUAAGAUCUUUGAAAUGAUAUUUUUUUAAUUUAAAAACAGUAGUUAAAAAUUAAAAAGAAAAAAUAUUAAAUUCCAACGAAAAUUUCAUGAUGCAAGAGUUUUGUAAUAUUUACAGAAACUAGAGGAAUUUGCCAAAAAAAAAAAAAAAAUUAAAAUUUGAUUUUGAAUUAAAAACAUAAUUUCUUAUUCAGCUAAAUGAAAAAGCAAUCUAAAAGGAUAAUAAAUUGUAAUCACGCUCUUAUUUUUAAACAAAAAACAUGUGAAUAUAUAUUUACGAUUUUAACCUUGUAAAGUCUGAAACUAAAAAAAAUCUAUUUAUUAAGUAAAAUUUAAAUGAAUUUACAACAUAAUUAUAUCUUAUAAUUAAAGUUUAAAAAAAUUAAAAAAAUUUGAUCAAAAAUUAAUUUAGAAAUUCUAAAUAUGAAUGAAUAUCUCUUAUAGUUAAAAGUUUUGAUUAGUAAGUGAAAUUGAGUUCAUGGAUGCACAUGUUGUUAAAACUCUCCCACUUUUGUCUAAUAUCUUUGAAUUUGAAGACAAACUUUAGUUUAAUUUUUUAAUUUAUUUAUCUCGUAUUUUCUCAAAAUAUUAUUUAGUUUUUGUAGGUAUUCUCACAAUGGACCCCUUCUUAAAAAUAAGAUUUAGAUCUAUAGAUUUUAAAUGUGUAUUUUGUGUUUAUAUUUAAAUAAAUUUUUAGAUCCAAACUCUGUACUUGAUUUUCUCUUUUUGAAUUUUUUUUCAGAUUUGAAGUUAUUUCUUUCAUUUUCUUGAUAUAUAAAUUUAUAGAUUUAAAAAUGAUUUGAUACAGUAGAUUUCUGAUGAAUUAUGUUUAAAAUUUAAAGUAUAGUAGACGUCGAAUGAAAGCUACUACACUAUAAAGCAUACUUCAAAUGAAAUCUACCAUAAUGUGAAUGCGAUUUUUUCCCCUUAUUUCCCAUAAUAUUAUCUUUUUAACAUAUCAUAGUUCAUGACUUCCAUCUUCUCCUGCCAAAAAUAUAAGAAGAUCUAUAAAUUUCAAAUUUUUGUUUCAAUAAAAUAAAUUUAUAGUUUCACACUAUUUAAUUUUUUUGUUUUAUCUUAUAUUUCAAAUUUGUAUUUUUAUAUUUUUGUGUUUGCAUUAAAAUUCUAGAUAUUCAGAUUUUCAAAUCUGAAAAUUAUUCGUUAUAGCAUAUUUCAUCAAAAGUCUACUAAUACAUUAUGAUCUAGCCGACUUCAUUUUAGACUUUAUAAUCUUUAUAAUUUUAACCAUUUCUUAAUAUAUGUUUGCAGAUUUCACUAGUAAACGUCAUUAGUAGACUUCAUUUGAGCCAUCAAAGUUAUGAUAACCAGAAAAACUUUACAAGUAUCUUAUGGAAGUGAGAAUUUAGCAUCUAAUUAUUAAGAAUUAUUUAAAAUAUAUAUUUUAACAUACAAUUUGUUUUAUUGUAAAUUAUCAUCAUAAAAUAUUUGUUGGUAAAUUAAUAGUUUGAUGCAUAAUUCUUAGCAUAGUGUUCAUUUUAGUUGGUGAUUCACUUAUUUGAUAUUAUUAAUUUUUGUUAGUAUCAAAAUGAAUACAAUACAUUUCAACACAUUUAUAUCAUGUAUUUUAUGUACUUAGAUGUCUUUCAUCCUCGCAAUAUUUGAAAUAUUUGUUUAGCAGAUAUUCCGAUGGAUAUUUCGAUAAUGUAUGAACAUGUUUUCAUGAAUAAAUAUAAAGUACAAUUUAAUUUUCUUAACUUGCUAAAACUCCAACCAAAAAUUCGAACUAAAUUUAAAAUUCAGAUAAAAAGGAAAAGGGAAAAGCUAAAUUCCCAAUGCCACCACUUGAUACAUUCGACUUCUGUUUAAAUAAUGGCUAGAGAAGAACAUCACCAUAUUGGUUUUUCUUUCUUUCUUUUUCCGAGCGUAGAUAUUCUCUUACAGUCGUAUAAUUAUUAUCAAUUGAAAGUAGAAAUGAAAUAGAGUUUUAUUUUAUUCUUAAAAUAUUUUCCAUGAAUUAUCUUACUACAAGAAUAAUAUCUUAGAUUUAUAAUACAAAUUUAGGUACAACAUUACUGAAUUGCCAUCACGUAAUCCAUUACGUUAUUCUGGAGAUUAUAAAUUUUCAUGUGAAUACUUGCCUCCUUAAAGUUUCAAAAAAAAAAAAAAAAACUUGCCUCCUUCCGAAAUUCUAAGCUUACAUUUUAUUUGGGCCAAACUAGUUUAAUAAACUUGAUACGUCUGCAAAUUUACUCACAUUUUUAGUGGAUGCCAUCUAUGUAGACUUUUAAAAAGGUUGUUGUUUUCGUAAAAGGCCAACUCAUACAUUUUUAGUGGAUGACGUCUUGUGUGUAUGUGUUGGUGUGGGGAUCUAGAAGACGUCAAAUCACAUUCACAAUGGCACUAAUUCUCUUAAAUCCUAUAAGUACAUGUUGUUCUGAUUUUAUGUCUUCAUUAAAUCAGCAUUAACAAAUCCGAUCACCCGGCCCAAAGCAAGCUCAAACUUGUCAAUCCCCACAUCAGCACAUACACACAAUCCUAUCAAACACUAUUUCCUUAUUCUGAAACGUUUAAUCUUUCAAACUUAUUCUUUGUUUCUUCUGAAUUCUUAAAGAAGCAAUCGAGAUGGCCCGGAUUUCAGCAGACCCACUUAUGGUUGGAAGAGUGAUCGGAGACGUUGUGGACAGUUGUUUGCAGGCAGUGAAAAUGACUGUGACUUAUAACUGCGACAAGCAAGUCUACAAUGGCCAUGAACUUUUCCCUUCUGCAGUUACAAACAAACCAAAGGUUGAAGUUCAUGGGGGUGACAUGAGGUCAUUCUUCACUUUGGUCAUGACUGAUCCUGAUGUCCCAGGACCUAGCGAUCCUUAUCUCAGGGAGCAUUUGCACUGGAUUGUUACCGAUAUCCCAGGGACAACCGACGUGACAUUUGGAAAUGAAAUAGUAGGGUACGAGAUGCCUCGGCCAAACAUAGGGAUCCACCGAUUUGUGUACUUGCUUUUCAAGCAGAACCGUAGGGGAAGUGUUGUUUCUGUGCCGUCUUACAGAGACCAGUUCAACACUCGUAUGUUUGCACAUGAUAAUGAUCUCGGUCUACCCGUUGCAGCAGUUUUCUUCAACUGUCAGCGUGAGACCGCCGCUAGACGCCGUUGACUGACUUCCGCCGCCGCCAUACCUAGCUUUAUCCGUUCCCGGACAAUAUCGGUUGUUCCAUCCAUUCUACAUCUUAGUUACGGGAAGCUCUAUAUUAUCAUGUUCAUAUAUGUGUGUAUUGUACUGUUUGUGAUUUGAAUAAUUAAGCUUGUUAUUUCUUGUUAUGGUCUAUUUAAUAUGUUGAUGGAUAUUUUUGGUAUUUUAAUGUAAACAUAUGCAUAAACAUAAUUGAUAUUUUGUAUUAUAGACCUACCCAGUCAUUAAUAUAUGUCAUGGUUCUGUUGCGUCCGCCUAUGCGGCAAAUCGGUGUUAGCCAAAACGAUUUUUUAAAAAAUUGAUUUCUAAGAUUUAAACAUGUUUAAAUCCCGUGGAAAACAUAUAAAAAUGCAUCAUAAACAUAUUUCUUAAAAAUCUUAUUUUGAAAAUGCGUUGAAAACUUGCUUUUCUAUUUUAAAAACUCGUUGAGCAAAUUCUUUUUUUUUUUAAAUUUUGUAUUUUAAAAACAAAUGUAAAACAAAAAAAAACAAAUGUAUUUUUAAAAAUUGCUUUUCUUCUCGGGAUUGCUUUAUAUUGUUGAAAUGACUUAGUCAUAGUGGAGAGCAUCCCUUAUUACAAGAGGCACAUAUGUAUGAAAGUUAAAUAUCGGUUCAGAUUGCAUUUCUUGAGUCGCAAGGAUGUCCACUGGUUUAUUGCUUUCUCGUGAAAUCCAUUGGAAUUUGACUUCUUUGAACUUUUUCUCCAUUGCCACACUUCUCUUACAUAAUUGUAAACCCUGAAAAGCCAUCCCAUUCAUGCCACAUGAGAUCUGGAAUUAAAUGAUCCAUCAUAUAUAGUUACAUUUCAUACAUCCUUGUGGCGGUCUUCUCCAAUUGUUUCUGCGCUGUCUUCUUUGUGUAUUCAAUUAUUCAUAGAUAUUAGGUGGUUCGUAUCAAUAUAAACUUGUGCAGCCUUCCGCUCAUCAUUAUCUGUUUUUUUUUUCAAGUACAGAGUUCUCGUCCAAGGUGUUUGUCGUUUUUGAAACAGUAGCAUGUUCUUAUUCUUCUAAAUUCUCCAAUAGGCUUCAUAUACCCAAUGUUUGAAACUCUUGAAGUAGAUUCGCAUUUUCUGAAAGAAGGGCUCUCAGUUUGUCUUCAUAAGAGGCUGUUGGAACAUGCAAGAUAGUGAGAGGAAUGUUGGAAGCUCUCCAGAGUUUUUGUGCAUAAGAGCAGUCAAAGAAAGCAUGUUGAAUUGUUUCAGUUUGUAGGCAGAUUGGUCAUUUUGACA